Messenger RNA from Naegleria gruberi, 2844 nucleotides. RefSeq lists its product as uncharacterized. The record is from RefSeq and is a predicted model, not a curated record. The coding region runs from base 1 to 2844 and encodes 947 amino acids. The transcript has 5 exons. Gene Ontology annotation, biological process: protein phosphorylation. Gene Ontology annotation, molecular function: protein kinase activity; ATP binding. NCBI's taxonomy places the organism in Eukaryota, Heterolobosea, Eutetramitea, Acrasida, Naegleriidae.
AUGAUGAAGGGAAGUUAUGAAUGUGGACAAUUGUUUGACUUUUCCGAAUAUACCAAUAGAUUUGAAUUGAGUUGGAUUGGAAUGGAUACUAAUGGUUUUAUAUAUCCUGGAUGUGAGUGGCUCGUUAAUAGGCAGAGUGUAAUUGAGAGAUUUCAUUUUGUGAAUGGAGGAGUUGGUAGAGCAUUGAGUUUGGAUAGGAAAUUGGAAAUUCUCAGUUUUGAUCAAUGCCAUAGUGAUUUGUUGGUAAUGAGUGAAUUAAAUGUGAAAAAUUUACUUAUUAAUCAGUCAAAUUUCAACAACUUUGGAUUGAAAAAUGCAAUGGUGGAGACAUUUCGAGUAUUUGAAUCGACCAUUUCUGAAACGAAAGUAAGAUUGAGUAAGACAGAGUCUAUUCAAAUAGAUAAUUCUAAAUUAUUGAAUGCAAUUCUAAAUAUUGAUUUUUUUGGAACUGUGAAAAUUAACAAUUGUCAUUGGACAGCUAGUUCUUUAUGUGCUUUCAAUGCUGGAAACGUGUUGAAUAUUACAGAGGCUAGCUCCAUUCCAACUAUUCAGAUUAUGAUAGUUUUUCAAGUUGUUUUGGAUGGAAUUAGUAUUAUUGAUCGAGUUAUUGGUGAUAUAUCCGAAUCCUAUCUGAGCUUGAUUGGUUCUACCGAAAUCUCUAUUCGAAACUGGAAUGUAACUAACAAUAUAUUUGCCAAUUUGAUUUCCAUUCAAAAAGGUAAAACUGUUCAAGUAUUUAAUUGUACAUUUAAUAACAAUACUGGAACAAUACUAUCUAUUAAGGAUAUCUAUUGGGAUAUUAAUACAAUUGUAGCUCCAAUAGUAAUAGACGAAUCAAAAUUCAUUUCCAAUAGAGUUCUGAAAGAUUCCUCUUUUGUUUCAAUCAUGACAUCUGAGCAAACAGCUUCAAUGGUAAGGACGUGUCAGUUCAGAAACAAUAUGGGUGGUUCACCUCUUUUUUACAAUGGCAAUAGCUUAAUAGUUUUCAAUUGUUUCUUUUCGAAUAAUGUUGCAGAAUUUGGAGGUGCCAUUAGAAUUGAGAUCAGUAAUUCCCUAACUCUCUCAAACUGUUCAUUUAUUGGAAAUGAGGCAAAGAAGGGAGGAGCCAUCUAUCUCCUCAAUCUAUUAAGUGGUAUUGCCACAACUGACAGUUAUUGUCAGGAUAAUAUUGCAUUUCAAGUUGGAGGUUGUAUCUACAAAUCAUCCACAUCGAGUUCCUUAAAUCCAAAUACGAAAUAUCGAAUGAUUGGUGAAAACAGAGCUUACUAUUAUGGAAAUGAUAUCGGUUCAGAAUUGGUGAGCCAAAGAAUUGAAUUUAGAGGACAGGAUGGUCAAUUCAGAGUUGCAGAAGGCAAAUCCAUUCAAGUGUAUCCUGGCCAACCACUUGAUUUCAAAUUAUUCAUUUAUGAUCAAUAUAAUCAAAGCACUUCAAAGCUUUCUAGUGACUCCCCACUUUUGGUAGUUUCUUCUGUGAAGAAUAUCAUUCUACAAAAGCAGGAUUAUCAAGUCGGAGAAGGAUAUAUCAUGCUCAACAAUUUACAAUACCUACUCGUUGAUAAGGAUUUCAAUUCUGACCAUUUUGAGUUGAGAUUUUCAAUUACAGACUUGGAUGUUAUUACCUCGUUUGUUAAUGUGGAAGUAAUGAAAUGUCCAGCAGGAUUUUCAUUGGUGUUGGGAGGAGGCAAGUAUUAUUACUGUCAAUCCAUUCCAUUUGAGAUAAUUAUUCCAUCAGCAGUUUUGGGAACUAUCUCACUCACCAUCAUUUUUUCUUUUACAAUUUUUGUAAUCGUUUAUGUAAUGAAAAAGUUGUUCAAAUUGAGAAAACAAGAAAAGGCGGAGAAGAGAAUUGAAGAUCAAUUCAAAAACAAAUACUUUGUAUUUGGAAAUGGUAUCGAAAACUUGCCCUUACUUGAGAAUAGUUUGAAUAAUGAAACUCCUGAAAGGUACAUUAUUCCAAUUUCAGAUAUUACUAUCGUGAAAAAGAUUGGUGAAGGAGCGUCGGGUGUGGUUUAUAAAGGACUUUGGAACAAAACAGAUGUUGCCAUUAAGCAAUUCAAGACAGACACUGAUGAUGAAGAAUUUGAAAGGGAGGCCUUAUUGAUGAGCUCCCUACGACAUCCUUCAAUUGUUAGUUGUUAUGGAAUUUCUCUAUCCACUGAAUCAAAAUAUAUGAUUGUGGAAUAUCUUUCGAAUGGUGCCUUAGAUGGAGCAAUUUACGAAUCAAAAAUAGGAAAAAAGAAAUUGAGUUACGUUACAAAAUUAAAUAUUCUGAAUGAUGUAUGUAAAGGAAUGGUCUAUUUACAUUCAAUUAGGCCAAACAAGAUAAUUCACAGAGAUUUGAAAUGUGCAAAUAUUCUACUCGACAAGAAUAUGAAUGCAAAAGUGGGAGAUUUUGGAUUAAGUAAGAUUGUUAAUGGGAAUUCUGCAACAAUGACCACAAAUGUUGGAACUCUAUUAUAUAUUGCACCUGAGUUACUUUCUAAUCAUCAUAGAGGUCCUACUACUAAAAUUGAUGUUUACUCUUUUGGAAUUAUUUUGUGGGAAUUAUUAUACGAAAUGGUCCCAUUUUCGGAUGAAUUGUCAGACACCAAUACAGUAUUUUCCAUAUUGAUGGAAGUCAUCAAAGGACAUAGACCAAGAAUUAUUACUACAGAUCAAGCAUGGAUCGAAAAUAAUAUUUCAAAAAAGGAAAUUGAUAAAUAUGGAAUUUCAAAAUUAGAACUAUCUCUUUCGGAUUAUAUCGAAAUUAUGAAAGAAUGUUGGAAUAAUGAACCUAAUCAAAGACCAGAAUUUAUUCAAGUUGCAGAAUCUUUGGAAUCACUAUUGAACUUUUUACAAACAUAA